GUAUUAUAUGUUUGURCUUGUCUGAGGUGGUGAUGCUGACUGAUUUAGUAAUGUGACAGAUCUGGGAGGCCUCCAGGGGAGCCCUUCUCUUCUCUUUUCUCUCCGCGAUGUUCAUAUCACAAGCGGUGUGYAGCUCCAGACUGAGCUUGGCACGUCCCCGACAAUAACGCACUUCAUCUCGGACUCCGCGCCUCGGACCUGAGGGUACCAGUAACUUCCCAGGGUGCUAUUCGGACAUGCUACCUCACCAGAAAACUGCAGAMUUCAGACGGGUAUGAUUUGGAUUUGGAAAUGCGAUCUUGUGGCCACUUAAAUCUUUUACAAUCUAUACAAUCUUCAGAGAGGCAGUGCCGAGAUUCAAGGAUAMUUCCUUCACAGGGUUAGGAAAGAAACGUUGCUGAACUUCCCUUUGGCGCAAUUCUGCAAUAAUACGAAAUACUCUGAGACCACGUUGAAUUCUGAGAAGCACCUGACAAUUGCCUAGUGCACUUUAUCUAAUUGGAUGAGGGUUUGACAACUAUUGAAUGACGCUGUCAAAUAACAAUGUUUCAAACUUGUGAAUUGAGGUUUGGCGUUGGUUCUGUCGUCUCCGAUUUGGUAGCCUAAACAUCAAUGGAUACAUCAAUUUGGAAUACAAGCCCCUAUUGUCGCGUGUUUUAGGAUACACAAUGCUAGUACUACUAUUGAGAUUACUGUGCUUUUCACWUUGUAGCGAGGUUGUUUUCACUCACAUACACCGGGAGAAGACAAAGACAAAUGUUACUCCUAGACAUGAUGCCGUCACUAACUGGAACGUAAACAAAACCAAUAGUAGGCAGAGCUGGCACUCGGCGUAUGGCAGAGUUGUCAAAGAAAUGGACAGUAAAAGGGUGCACACCUCAAGUGCAUCGUCUUGGGAUGUGGUUAGGACAUGGGUGGAUAACAUGAAUGGGACUGUUAAUAUGGAAAGAGUUAUGAAUGAAAGAGCAAUAGUGCGCAAAAGCCAUUCAUCAAAUGGAACCGAUUAUGUUACGUUACUCGAGGAUGGAAAGUCAGAGAGCCUCAAGGUGGACAAGUUGGACACCGAGAAGCAUGCAACCAUGGAAACGCGGGAUUUUGUAUAUGGUMAUUUAAACCCCUCCAUGAGACACACGCGAGGAGGACACCACCGUAACGAGCACAAACGGAUCAGCAGACACAAAAGAGGGACUGUAAGCCGUCGGAGAAGAAAUGUGAAGGAUGGCAGUAAAAAAGAGAACAAAAUAAGUGAGCCAACCAUGCUGUCAGAUGCGUCUUUGGAUGUACUGUUGGCCAUGUGGAAACCGCUGCCUAAACCUAUGGCCCAGAACCAGUCAACAGACUUGCCAUUUGAUGCCAGUGAUUAUGAACAGUUCACUUUGGCAGACCUCCAGGACUAUACCACAAUGAUUCCUCUCAAUCCUCAAACAAAGAGAAAAUAUGUAAUAAAAACGAACUUUUACCCCAUAACAGCAGAAUCAUAUGCCAUCAUGAUCAUUUCAGUCAUCAUUUUCACUGUUGGAAUAAUUGGGAAUAUGGCAAUCAUGUGCAUUGUGUGCCACAACUACUACAUGAGAAGUAUUUCAAAUUCUCUUCUUGCCAAUCUCGCCCUUUGGGAUUUUGUUGUCAUCUUUUUCUGCCUGCCGCUGGUGAUAUUCCAUGAACUAACCAAGAACUGGUUGUUGGGGGAGUUCUCCUGUAAAAUCAUCCCCUAUAUUGAGGUCGCCUCCCUAGGGGUUACCACCUUUACCCUGUGCGCCUUGUGCAUCGACCGCUUCCGCGCUGCCAACAACGUCCAGAUGUACUAUGAGAUGAUUGAGAACUGUGCCUCCACGGCCGCCAAGCUGGCCGUUAUCUGGAUCGGGGCUCUCCUAUUGGCCCUGCCAGAGCUCCUGAUCCGCCAGCUGGUCACUGAAGAUGGCGAGCCUCCGGAUGUGACGCCCUGCCAGCGCUGCGUGGUUCGUAUCUCCACCGAGCUCCCUGACACGCUCUACGUACUGGGCCUGACCUAUGAUGGUGCUCGCCUCUGGUGGUACUUUGGCUGCUACUUCUGCCUGCCCACGCUGUUCACCAUCGGCAGCUCCCUGGUGACCGCCUGUAAGAUCCGGCAGGCCGAGCGGGCCUGUGUGCGUGGCAACAAGAAACAGAUCCAYCAGGAGAGCCAGAUGAACUGCACAGUUGUGGCUUUGGCCAUCCUCUAUGGCUUCUGCAUCAUCCCAGAGAACAUCUGCAACAUCGUCACUGUCUACAUGGCGGCGGGAAUUCCCAGACGGACCCUGGACAUUCUCCAUCUGGUCAGCCAGCURCUGUUGUUCUGUAAGUCGGCAGUGACACCUGUCCUGCUGUUCUGCCUGUGCCAGCCCUUCAGCCGGGCCUUCCUGGACUGCUGCUGCUGCUGCUGUGACGAGUGUGGCCCGACCAGAUCUUCCACCACCGCCACCACCAGCGAGGAGAACGAGCACGAGUGCACCACCAYCGACCUGGAGCUGUCGCCCUUCAGCACCAUCCACAGGGAGGCAUCCUCCUCCUACACCACUGCAGCGACCCACUGCUAAGAAGGGUCAAAAGGUCAUGACCUCCAUCAGAUGUUACAACUGCCCUGUGAAGAGGUCAAGAGAUCGGACUGUAAACCUAUUGGGCUGAUUUCCCGCACUCKGAUUAAAUUUACUCCAUUGAGAAUGCUUGCUAGUCUGGGGAUAGGCUUAAUCUGAGUCUGGGAGACCCUUACAGUUAGGAUUAGUAAAUGUUUUAUUCCCAACAAGUUAGAGUUUAGAGGACACACCCUAUUCUAAAUGUUCACUUCAUUUCCUGAAUUUACUUUGAAUUUAAUUGAUGUAAACUCUGGUGAACAUAUGUCUCGGUUUACUCAAGUUGUGUGUGUAUAUAYAGUUGAAGUCGGAAGUUUACAUACACUUAGGUUGGAGUCAUUAAAUCUUGUUUUUCC
Molecule: messenger RNA, 2941 nt
Organism: Salvelinus sp. IW2-2015
Lineage: Eukaryota; Metazoa; Chordata; Actinopteri; Salmoniformes; Salmonidae
Product: prosaposin receptor GPR37
Biological process (GO): positive regulation of MAPK cascade; adenylate cyclase-inhibiting G protein-coupled receptor signaling pathway
Cellular component (GO): signaling receptor complex; plasma membrane
Molecular function (GO): prosaposin receptor activity; G protein-coupled peptide receptor activity
Source: RefSeq, a predicted model, not a curated record